This is a messenger RNA of Drosophila rhopaloa, 2682 nucleotides long. RefSeq lists its product as uncharacterized. The transcript is spliced from 10 exons. NCBI's taxonomy places the organism in Eukaryota, Metazoa, Arthropoda, Insecta, Diptera, Drosophilidae. Bases 59 to 2518 code for a protein of 819 amino acids. The record is from RefSeq and is a predicted model, not a curated record. Gene Ontology annotation, biological process: dephosphorylation. Gene Ontology annotation, molecular function: phosphatase activity.
GCCCCAACCAAGCCGGUCCACUUGAUUCCUAACGAUCCGCUUAAUUUAAUUCGCAAAAAUGCUAAAGUUCUGCGGCCUGCUACUAUUGGCGAGCUGCGUGUUAAUCGUUCGCGGAGGUGUUAUAGAUGUGGAAGUUCCCCAGGAAAUUACUGAGGACUUAGAGGAUGAUUCAAAAAACACCAGUAGUGUAAACCCAUCCGAAAUCAGUGAAAGCAACUCGACCCUGAAGCUGGUUCAUGUGCUAUUUCGUCAUGGCCCCCGAACCCCUGUGAGCACUUAUGCCAACGAUCCGUAUAUCAACGAAACUUUCGAACCCUACGGAUGGGGUGCUCUAACCAACGGUGCUAAAGUGGAGCUGUAUAAAAUAGGCAAACAACUGCGUCAGCGCUAUAAAGAUUUCCUGCCGCCCUACUAUCAGCCCGAUAUGAUCCGUGCCCAAUCUUCGGAGUCGUCGCGCACCUUGAUGUCCCUCCAAAUGGUGCUGGCCGGACUUUUCCCGCCGGAGAACACUCCCAUGGAGUGGAACCUGCUGCUCAACUGGCAGCCCAUUCCCAUUGUGAUGGAACCCGAAGAAACUGAUGUGCGCAUUAGAAUGAAGGCGGAUUGUCCGCGAUACGAUGAGGCAGUUCAGGAGGUGAUAAAUCUUCCUGAAGUCAGACAACUCCAUGCCGAAAACUCCGACUUGCUGCAAGAACUGACCAAUCUCACCGGAAUCAAUGUUACCCAUGUCCAUGAUGUUACCAGUAUUUUCAUCACACUGCUAUCAGAGCAAACCUACGGCUUGGAGUUGCCCUCGUGGACCAAGGAUUACUUUCCGGAGAAGAUGUUGCCCUUGGCGGCCAAGUCUUAUGUCUACGAUGCGUAUACGACCGAGUUACGCAAAUUGAAGGGAGGCUUCUUCGUCGAGUUGCUUCUAAAGCAAAUGCAGGACAAGAUCUCCGGAAAGCUGAAGCCGAAUAAUCGCAAAAUGUUUCUAUCCUGCGGACACGAUUGGACCAUCACAAAUGUUCUAUCCGCUUUGGAUGUCUGGCAGGCUCAAAUGCCUCGAUUCUCAGCUCUAAUUGCCUUUGAGUUGCAUCAGAAGGCGGAAACAGGAGAGUAUUUCGUGGAGAUCUUCUUCCAAAACGAUCCCGAGGAAGAGCCACAACAAGUACAGAUUCCAGGCUGUGAAAAACAGUGCCCCAUUGAGAAGUUAUUAGAGCUAACGAAGGACAUCAUUCCAGAUGCUCCCUACUCCGAACUGUGCAAAGCUAAAGACACUCAGGAAGUAUCCAAGAUUAGCUAUAAUUACGCCUCCACCAAAAUGCCGCGUUCGCAUUUCACUCGAAGGCAUUGUCUAGCGAUGACGGGCGGAUUAAUUGCAUCGGCGGUUCUAAUCUGGUGCGUCGCUCACUCGGCGAUCGAAUCGACGGCCAAGCUCUACGAUCCCGGCGCUGAUAAAUCCACGCUCGAGCUGCUGCAUGUGGUAUUCCGACAUGGACCACGAACGCCGGCGGAUUCGUAUCCAAGGGAUCCCUAUGUAAAUGAGACCUACUAUCCCUUUGGCUGGGGACAAAUAACAAAUAAUGGCAAACGCGAACUGUUCAACAUUGGUACUUGGCUGCGUAAGCGUUAUGGCAAAUUUCUGGCGCCCAACUACAGUCCCGAUUUGGUCCACGCUCAGGCGACGGGAGUGCCGCGGACUCACAUGACCAUGCAGACCGUUUUGGCCGCCUUCUUCCCGCCAAAGGGAACCGAUAUGGAGUGGAAUAGCCGGUUUAAUUGGCAGCCCAUACCUGUCUUCUCCCAGGAGCUCAGCCAGGAUACGUUGCUACUGGUGCGAACUCCCUGCCCGCGAUAUUUCGAGGCCCUGCAUGAAGUGUACGAGUUGCCUGAGGUUAAAGCCGAGAUCGCACCCUAUUUGAAAAUGUACAAGGAGCUGGAAGAGCAUACGGGCCUCAGUUUCAAGGAGCCCGAGGAUGUGCAAUCCCUGUAUUUGACACUGCUCGCCGAACAGGAGUGGGGUCUGGAAUUGCCCGAGUGGACGCAUUCCUAUUUCCCGGAGAGACUGCAGUUCCUGGCCGAGCAGAGUUACGUUUACAAUGUGUACACACCCGAGAUGCAGAAGAUCAAGGGUGGUCCCUUCCUCAAGAAAAUGUUCAAUGAAAUGCAGCAGAAGAAGAAUGGAACCCUGAAACCCACUGACAGAAAACUCUUCAUAUACACGGGUCACGAUUCGACGGUGGUGAACGUUCUUGCCGCCCUGAAGAUCUGGGAACGCCAAAUGCCUCGCUACUCCUCGAUGGUUUUGUUUGAGCUGCAUAAGAACAAGGAAACCGGCGAUUAUUGGGUGGAGAUCUACUUCCGUAACGAUCCCAAGGGUCAGGCACAAAAGCUCACAGUUCCCGGCUGUGAGUUCCAGUGUCCUUUGGAAAAGCUUCUGGAUUUGGCCAAGGACGUAGUCCCCACGGAAGCGGAUGCCAAUCGGUGCGACUCUCGAAAUGCCGGCUUCACAGAACCACCUCUCCGAGGACCUUAGAAACCAGAAUUUAGUGGAUAUAGAACAAUCGUUAAGGUGCUACACAUCUCAGGGAGUGGGAGUGCAAAAAACCCACUUGUAAGGCGCAAUCCUCUAGUUAAGUCCGUCGUUAAGCAUAGGCCGAAUAAAUACGUAUACCUGAACCCAUUAUGGGUAAUCGUUAA